GGAAAUUAUGGAAUUGAGUUAGUCGUCGCACUGCCAGACUCCUCGACUCGACUCCGGAAAACAUGGCUGGCAUUUGUCCCCGGGAGGCGGUUCGGGUGAAAGUGAAGAAAUGCGAACCCACAUCCGCUCGGCCGGAGUGGCGCAAGUUCUCCGUGGACCCGCAGAUCACCACUCUGGAGGUUCUCUACUCCCUGCUCGCCAAGGCCUUCGACGUCAAGUCGGACUUUAGUAUCAAGUACAAGGCCUUCGAUCCGGCGGGCAACGAGAUCUAUCUGGCCGUGCGCUCCGACUGGGAUCUGGACGCGGCCUUCCUGCGGAUCCACAACAUAUCCAUUCAGACGUCCUCGGAGCCCUGCCUCAUCCUGCAGAUCGAUGUCAAACCCUUUACGGUGGUCAGGGAAUGCGAGCGGGACAUGGCCUCUCCGGGUAAAUCCUCCUCGGUAGCUGGUGCACCUGCCGCUGCUGCUGCUACUCCCGCCACGCGGGAGCUGAUGUCACCUCUGCAAUCCCUUGGCGUCUCCCAGAAGUACGUGCAGCACAUGCAAACCAAGCUGGGCAGCUCGAUCCUGAACCAGAUGGAGAAGACCUUCUCCAUCGUGCAGAAGGCGUUUAAUUUGUCGGAGGAGCACAUGGCCAACCUACCGCCACGACCGCCCAUGUGCGACAGCGAGUUCCGGCUGUUCCUGGACGCCCUGGGCCAGAUUCAACGCAAGGACGAGCUGCACAGGGUCAUCUUCCUGGGCGGCAUUGAUCCCAGCCUGCGGCGCGUGGUGUGGAAGCAUCUGCUCAACGUUUACCCGGGUGGCGCCAAUGGGCUGGCCCUCGACGGCCAUCAGCGGAUGGAGUUCAUGCGUCGCAAGUCGGAGCAGUACUGCCGCCUGCGGGACACCUGGAAGGCGGCCGUGAAGCGAGGCAGUGUGGCCGGCGAGCUGGCCUACGUGACCAGCAUGGUCAAGAAGGAUGUGCUGCGCACGGACCGCCUGCAUCCGUUCUAUGCGGGCAGCGACGACAAUCAGAAUAUCGCAGCGCUCUUCAACAUCCUCACCACCUAUGCACUCAAUCACCCGACGGUGUCGUAUUGCCAGGGCAUGUCGGACAUUGCCUCCCCUCUGCUGGUCACCAUGAACGACGAGGCGCAGGCCUACAUCUGCUUUUGUGCCAUAAUGGCGCGAGUGCGCGGCAACUUCAUGCUGGACGGGAUUGCCAUGACCCAGAAGUUUGCCCAUCUCACGGAGGCACUGAGCUUCUAUGACCCCGAAUUCUGGGAGUACCUCAAGUCGCAGCAGGCGGACGAUCUGCUCUUCUGCUACCGCUGGCUGCUGCUGGAGCUGAAGCGGGAGUUCCCCUUCGAGGAUGCCCUGCGCAUGCUGGAGGUGCAGUGGAGUUCGCUGCGCUACCGGAGCGGCGGGGAAAUUGAGCUGCCGCUCUUUGAAAAGGAAUUCAUCCCUAUCAAUGAGGCCUCCAUGCCCAACAGCGCCAGCACCUUCUCCAGCUCGUACAGUGCUACGCCGACCAGUCCCUCCUAUCUGCUGACCAAGCCUCGCGAGAAUCCCUACACCAAAGUAUGCGCUCUGCGCCGCCAGAGCUCCUCGGCCUCUCUAAGCUCACUGAGUUCAUCGCUGGGCACCGGUGGUCAAGCCCUGGACAAUACGAAACGGUUGAAUCACAGCCUGGACGACAAUAUGUCGCGUCAUGCGACUGCCGCUGCUCGCCGCCAGAGACGCACUUCUUCCAAGGUUCAUCAGAGCCUAGACGAAACAAAAAUGAUGGCGCUAAUCGAGGGCGCCAUGGACAACACGGCAGUGAAGGCGGCCCAAGAGUUGUCCGCCGGCGAGGAGACCGAAGAUGACGAUGUAUUUGAUAGGAAGGAGUCGCCCAGCUUCCUGGAAACCAAUCCGUUUAAGGAUGAUGCGCAGAGGGCGCCAGAAAAAGUGACACCUCCUGUUUCGCCGAGUCGCGCUUUUCUGUGCAGUUCCUCCUCUUCAAACCUAGACGAGGAUCCCAGAGAGAGAAAGUCCAAGGCGCAGCACAAUAAUAUCCUGACUGUUAGUAAUAUCAUAGCCAAACAGCUGGCCACGAAUGCCAGCCAAGUGAGCGAAAGUAUGAAGCGAGUGAGUAACUCCAGCGGUGGCCACUUCAAGGAUCUCAAGGAAAAGCUGGCGGCCACUAGUCGCAUGGGACUCUCAUUUGAUGGCGAAGCGGAGGACGAUGGCGAGCGGAAGAUGCCGCCAAAGCUUGUGAAGAACUUCAACGAAUUCCUAAAUUUUGCAACUAUAAAUAAAAAUCGAAUAUCCGAUCGAUUUGCCAGUCAGCCAACAGCUCCGGCUUCGGUGACCAAACCGCUUGUUCAGCUCACCAAAAGCGGAAUGGGCGGCUCCCUGGACGAGUCGGAUUCCUCCUCGCUGCCGGAGACCAGUUGGAGUGCCUCAACAGCCGCGACGGCCAUUCAACAGGCGCAGGACUUGAGUAGCUACAACUUGCAGCUGGAUUUGGAGAGCAAUCAUCCGUGCGAACCGGACGAUUCGAACACACCGGAUCAAGAACAGGAUCCCGACCAGGAGUACUACCCCAUGACGACGGCCAUAACUCGUGAGCUGCGCCUGGAGGCCGAAAAUCUGGAUCGUCAGGUCUUCGGGCUGCCCUUCACGGAGACCGAGAAGCGGGACGACAUCGAGUACGAGAAGCUGGACAAGGACGCACUGGACUUGGUGGAGGAUCUCAAGGAGAACGAGAUCAUCACCUGUCCCGAUGUCAGCGAGCUGCAUAUGCGUCGUCGCCAGCGACUGGCGGCCAAGAGCAACAGCGUCCAGCAAAACGAGUCGCAUGCCUUUAAUCCCUUCAUCGACGAGAGCCAACUUCUCACGGAUGGCCACAAUCCGCUGGGCAUGCGGAGCAGCAGCAGUCUGCCCGAGGUCAUCCUGCCCAUUUCCACGGAGCCCAGUUUGGUGGAGGUGUCGCCCUUGGUGGAGAUCGCCACGAAUGCCGACGAUGAGAGCGCCUACACGAGAUCCCCGCAGCGUUCAAGCCACUUGAAUGGGGUCAGUGGGCUGAAUGCCACGGCGGCUGCGCUGCCUCCGCCCUCGGAAUUCGGCGGAGGCAAUGCCUUCCUCAUGUUUCUCUGCCUCACCCUGCUGCUGCAGCACCGGAACACGAUCAUGAAGGCCGGCAUGGACUACAACGAGAUAGCCAUGCACUUUGAUAAGAUGGUGAGGAAACACGAUGUCACCCGGGUGCUCAAUCAGGCCAGGCGGAUGUUUGUGGAGUACCUCAAGGCGCAGAGCAGCCCUCAGCGCCAGAGAUCUCCGAAUGGCUCUGUUUCCACGGGAUCCUCGGGCGCCAACUUGACUGCCUCGAUGCCGGCGUAAGGUAUUCCUUAGUGUUCCCACAGUUUGGACUACCCGUUAAGUUAACCAACUUCCUGAGUAUCUAUCUCCAUGCUAGAUUUUAUUUUGAUUUAUGAUGAUGAAAUAUU
Messenger RNA from Drosophila takahashii, 3472 nucleotides. RefSeq lists its product as uncharacterized. Lineage: Eukaryota; Metazoa; Arthropoda; Insecta; Diptera; Drosophilidae. Gene Ontology annotation, biological process: regulation of autophagosome maturation; activation of GTPase activity. Gene Ontology annotation, cellular component: autophagosome. Gene Ontology annotation, molecular function: GTPase activator activity. The record is from RefSeq and is a predicted model, not a curated record.